CUGCCUCCAAAUGGAGAGAGGUCUUUUUCUCCUCUGCUAUUGAAUCGCAGAAGCUGACCCAGGGGGGGAAGACCACAGAGAUCUCAGCACAAUGAUCCCACCAUCGAGCUUUCUCACCGCACCACUCGGGAAUAGCCUCCUCGCCUUCUGAGAGAGACUCCUCACUUCUCGGCUACUUUUCUCUGCGGGACUCGGUGUGUGAGGUGGAAGCGGCGGAGACCUCCGGAUCACGAAAUGUGGGGAUGGAAGGCGCAGACUUUGACUCGCCGUCUCCGACCGGAGUAUGAAGUCCUACUUGACGGAUGUGAGCUCUCCGAGAGUGAAACUUGGGAUAUCGCUACGCUGUUUUGGGGAAAUACUAUAAAGUGGGCAACCUCGCAGUCCCCGCAACAUGGCCUCGGCUGCUAAUGCGCCCUCCGAGCAGGAAAACAGAGACCCCGACCGGCCGAGGAUAACGCGGAGGAGCAGGGGGGACUUUGCCCGCAACGCACCGCUGGAUUUGGAGUAUUUGCAGCGGCCGAGUUACUGCGAUGCGGGCUUCGCUUUGGAGCAGAUCAACGAGGGGAAGGCAACUGGGAGAAAAGCACCUCUAUGGCUGAGAGCAAAGUUCCAGAGACUUUUGUUCAGGCUUGGUUGCUACAUUCAAAAGAACUGCGGAAAGUUUUUGGUGGUGGGCCUCAUGAUUUUUGGAGCCUUCGCUCUGGGCUUACGGGCAGCUAAUUUGGAGACGGAUGUGGAGAAACUCUGGGUGGAAGUUGGAGGCCGUGUGAACCAGGAGCUGAAAUACACCCGUCAGAAGAUGGGAGAGGAGGCCAUGUUCAGCCCUCAGCUGAUGAUCCAGACACCGCGGGAGGAGGGAGCCAAUAUUCUAACUGUGGAGGCGCUGUUGCAGCAUCUGGAGUCAGCCAUCAGAGCCAGCCAAGUCCAUGUUUACCUUUAUAAUAGACAAUGGAAAUUAGAACAUGUAUGCUACAAAUCUGGAGAAUUGGUCACAGAAUACGGUUAUAUUAAUCAGAUUAUUGAAAACCUUCAUCCCUGUCUCGUCAUCACCCCUUUGGACUGUUUCUGGGAAGGAGCCAAGCUUCAUUCUGGGAUGGUCUAUCUUUCAGGUGGAGACCCUUUGCACUGGACCAACUUUGACCCCAAGAACUUUCUUGAGGACCUACGAAAGAUUAAAAUCCCCGUAGAAAGUUUUGAGGAGAUGUUAAAGAAGGCGGACGUGGGACACGGCUACAUGGAUAGACCCUGUCUGAACCCUGCUGACCCCGACUGCCCCCUAACAGCACCUAACAAGAACUCGACUAAGCCAUUAGACGUGGCGUGGACCCUGAGUGGUGGCUGCCAUGGCCUCUCCAGGAAGUACAUGCAUUGGCAGGAAGAACUCAUUGUAGGAGGGACCACCAAGAACGGCAGCGGACCGCUACUCAGUGCCCAGGCCUUGCAAACCAUGUUCCAGCUGAUGACUCCAAAGCAGAUGUUUGAGCACUUUCGGGGGUACGACGAGGUUUCCAACAUCAACUGGAAUGAAGAGAAGGCUGCAGCGAUCUUGGAAGCCUGGCAAAGGAGAUACUCUGAGGCGGUGCUGCAGAGUGUAGGGGCAAACUCGUCUCAGAAGGUCUUAUCUUUCACAAGCACCACUCUGGAAGACAUUCUCAAGUCCUUCUCCGACAUCAGUGUCAUCCGUGUGGCCAGUGGCUACUUGUUGAUGUUGGCCUAUGCGUGUCUCACCAUGCUGCGCUGGGACUGCGCCAAAUCUCAGGGGGCUGUAGGAUUGGCAGGAGUCCUGUUGGUGACGCUGUCUGUGGCAGCCGGGCUCGGACUCUGCUCACUCCUGGGGAUCUCCUUCAAUGCUGCCACCACACAGGUUUUGCCCUUCUUGGCUUUGGGUGUUGGAGUCGAUGAUGUGUUUCUUCUCGCUCACACCUUCAGUGAAACGGGGCAGAACAAGAGGAUUCCAUUUGAGGAUCGUACUGGGGAAUGCCUAAAGAGGACGGGGGCCAGCGUUGUGCUCACUUCCGUCAGUAACGUCACAGCAUUCUUCAUGGCUGCCCUCAUUCCUAUCCCCGCACUGCGGGCCUUUUCACUACAGGCGGCUGUGGUGGUGGUCUUCAACUUUGCCAUGGUGCUGCUCAUCUUCCCCGCCAUCCUCAGCAUGGACCUCUACCGUCGAGAAGACAGACGUUUUGACAUCUUCUGCUGCUUCUACAGCCCGUGUGCCAACCGCGUGAUCCAGAUUGAGCCUCAGGCAUACCUGGAUGGGGCAGACGGGAGUCGCUACAGUCCUCCACCAUCCUACCGCACACCCCCUCCAUCAUAUCAAACACCUCCCCCGGGCUACAGCAGCCCCCCUCCGUCCUACAGCAGCCACAGUUUUGCGCAACAGACUCAGAUCACCAUGCAGUCCACCGUGCAGCUCAGGACCGAGUACGACCCCAGGACUCAGGCCUUCUACACCACAGCCGAACCUCGCUCCCAGAUUUCCGUUCAGCCCAUAAACCCAGUUCCGCCCCGGAGCAACGCUAAUAAUGACUAUUAUAGCAGCAGCAGCAGAGUCAGCAGCGGCAAUCUCAACAACAACAACAAUAGCAGCGGGAGCCGAAGUAAUGGCCCAUCUCGAGAUCCCACCACUUUCUCCAAUCUGCACACCUCCCAUACUCCCCCUGCAGCGACCAGCGGCAGUGCUGUUCUUCAGAGCGACACGGCGUCAACGACAGGGCCAGAAAACAACAGUUCCACACGGGACCUGCUGUCCCAAGUCGGCGAUGGUUCGAUGGCCCUUCGGUGCCUGGAUCCUCCGUGUACGCGCUGGACCCUGGCUUCAUUUGCUGAGAAGCAUUAUGCACCGUUCCUCCUGCAGCCAACUACCAAGGUGGUUGUCGUCGUUCUAUUCCUCUGCUUGCUGGUGGUCAGUUUGUAUGGAACCACCCAAGUCAGAGACGGUUUGGAGCUUACGGACAUUGUACCUCGUGAAACCAGCGAGUACGACUUCAUCGGUGCGCAGUUCAAGUUCUUCUCCUUCUACAACAUGUAUGUGGUGACGCAGCGGGCCGAUUACGCCAAGAAUCAGCCGCUGCUGUACCAGCUGCACCAGAGGUUCCACACUGUCCGCUAUGUUCUCAAGGAGGAGAACGGGCAGUUGCCCCGCAUGUGGCUCCACUUUUUCAGGGACUGGCUCCAAGGUCUGCAGCAGGCUUUCGACAGAGACUGGGAGGCCGGCCGCAUCACGCUCAACAGUUACAGAAACGGCUCCGAUGAUGGCGUCCUGGCCUAUAAGCUUCUGGUGCAGACGGGGCGCAGGGAGAAGCCCAUCAACUUCAACCUGCUAACCCGACAUCGGUUGGUGGACGCAGACGGAAUCAUCAAUCCUGGAGCGUUUUACAUCUACUUGACUGCCUGGGUCAGCAAUGAUCCUGUGGCUUAUGCCGCGUCACAAGCUAACAUUCGUCCUCAUCCUCCCGAGUGGAUCCAUGACCGAACCGACUCGAUGCCCGAGACACGACUCAGCAUCCCGGCUGCUGAGCCCAUCGAAUACGCACAGUUCCCCUUCUACCUCAACGGGCUCCGGGAGACGCCACAGUUUGUGGAGGCCAUCGAGAGUGUGCGGGCGAUCUGCAGCAACUACAGUCGACAAGGCCUGCCCUCGUACCCAAACGGCUACCCCUUCCUCUUCUGGGAACAGUAUGUUAGUCUGCGCCACUGGCUUCUUCUGUCCAUCAGCGUGGUGCUGGCCUGCACCUUCCUCGUCUGCGCCCUCUUUCUGCUUAACCCUUGGACUGCCGGCAUUAUUGUGCUGGUGUUGUCUCUCAUGACGGUGGAGCUCUUUGGCUUCAUGGGGCUGAUGGGAAUCAAGCUGAGUGCGGUUCCUGUGGUCAUUCUCAUCGCCUCGGUGGGCAUCGGUGUGGAGUUCACUGUCCAUGUAGCCUUGGCGUUCCUAACUGCUAUCGGAGACCGCCACAAGCGAGCGGUGCUGGCACUGGAACACAUGUUUGCUCCGGUCCUGGACGGAGCCUUCUCUACUUUGUUGGGAGUCCUGAUGCUCGCAGGCUCUGAAUUCAACUUCAUCGUCAGGUAUUUCUUUGCAGUGCUGGCCAUCCUCACACUUCUUGGAGUUCUGAAUGGACUGGUGCUUCUCCCAGUGUUACUAUCUUACUUCGGGCCUUAUCCUGAGGUCUCCCCAGCUGACGGUCGCAGCCGCUUACCAACCCCAGAGACGCCGCCGCACGUGGUCCACUUCUCAGUUCGGCCGCACCACACUACAGCAAAUGCAACCACCUCUGGCGCCGCCUCGGACUCUUCGGACUCGGAGUACAGUUCCAACACCACAGCGUCCGGCGCCAGCCACGAGCUACAGAACUACAGUCUUCCUUCACACAGAGGUCGAGUGGAUGAUCAACAGUUUCACAUCCAGACCAGCAGGGGCAGAACAGCCAGGACAGAAGAGGAUAGAAGAGCAGGAUCAGGACAGCGGCGGUCAGCCAGGCAGACUGAUCCUCCAGCAUAUACUGUGCCUUUGUCUGUCUCCUCUCAGGGUUCUAAUUCCGGGUCUCAGCCUGGAUCUACUCAGCGCAACAGCAGCAGGGACCCGAAGAGCCAGCUGCGCAGACAAGCCCCGCCCCCAGCCCGCCCGCGCACAGACGCUUUUGAAACUGCUACUGAGGCUGGGGGCCGCUACGGCACACACAGCCACAGAGAACACACAGCGGGUCAAAGAACCCGCGCCUCUCACAACUCACAGCCUCAUCAUCACCACCCUAACUCGGCCCCUUUCUGCCAGCCCAUCACCACGGUGACGGCGUCUGCCUCGGUCACUGUUGCCGUCCACUCCGCCCCCUUGACUGGCCAGAACCCCCAUGGCUCAAACUUCCCUGGAUACACUGCAACAGACAGUUAUUGCCCACCUGAGCAGGAGGAGCCGGAGUCUACCUUCCAGGACCCUCACGUGCCAGCGGACUUCCACUCAAGCAGCAGGGGCAGCACAGUGGAGUCCAUGGAGCUCCAGGAUCUGGAGUUUGAGGCAGCUGAAGGCGACGGUGGCAGAUGGGCGAGCUGAGUUGGGUAAAAUGGAAGUGUUAUGGCCAAAGAUGGACUCCUCUGUAUUACGAAGCAGCUGACCCGAAACCACCUGGCCCGGCCCGACUCAGCUCAGCCUUCGCUCCGCUCCCCUCCCCCCCACCUCCAGUGUUUCUGUCAUGGUGCUCAUUCUUACUGUAACCCAGUGGUCUAUUGUGUUAGAUGUCUCUAUCUAUAUUUAAAAGGUGUACACAUGUAAAUAUGAACAAAAAAGUAGCUAUAAUUUUAGGAGCUGUGCAACUCCUCAUGUUAACAGACUCAGCGUUGCCAUUCAUCAUGGCUUGUACGUGUGUGUGUGUGUGAGUGUGUGUGUGAGAUAGAUCUAUGAUUACUGUUCACUCAUCUGUGGAUCUGUGCCAUUAGAAAGCUUCAUUUUGACAAUACCUGUCAGCAUUCACUGUUGCUGCUCAAAAUGUGUUCAAUACAAUAGAUUCAUUCCUCUAUGCAAGUGUUUCCUAGACAAAAGAAAAGCUCUAUCUGUGUGCGUGUGCAUGGUUAGGGUGUGUGUAUGGUUGGUUUUGUGAUGUAAACCAGCCCAACUUUAUCCAUUAAAAACAUCCAGACUGACAUUUUCUCUCGCUUAACUCAUGAGAGGAAGAUGUUUAAAACUUAUGAGGGCUGUGUGUGUGCGCGUGUGUGUGAUGUUGUACAAAGGUACGCAUGUUAAACUAUUACGUUUAUCACAAACCUGUGGUAGUUAUGUAACAAUUACUGUUAACUCGACACGCUAUGCGUGCUAUUUAAGACGAGCAGAUAUGAAGAAAUUUUAAAAAGCUGUUGUUGCUUUUGUUUGUGUUGUUUAUAUUUUAGUGCGUCCGAGCCCGUUUCUACUCUCAUUUUUGUCACUGUCUGCGUGGCUGCUCGCUGGUUGUUACGCUGUGAAAGGUUAUGUAUUGUUAACCUUAGCAGGCUCAGUACCAGUUCUGUCAUUGAAAAAAAAAAAAACCCACCUCAACAACUCACUGCAAGGACAGUGACGGUCGCAUUGAUGAUUCUGAAGCAGGGUCAAACACGGCUCAAAGGCACCCGCUCACCCUAAGUGGCGGUGCCUGGUGGAUAAGCUAAAACUCAGAUCAUAUACUGUACAUCACGACUCAACGUGGCACUUGAUGUUUUAACGCCUCCAACCACAGGAAUCGCUCUCCUCAAUUUGCUCUUUAUGUGUCCUCCGAUAAGCUAGCAGCCUGCUAACGGCUAACCCGACAUUGCCUUACAGUUUCCAUGUGGAUAAGUGUGUAUUCUCUUUGUGUGUGUGUGUGUGUGUGUGUGAGACAACUUCAGUCAGGACAACUGGCCCCUACUUGGCCUCAGCUGUCCCUGCUAACCUCAGCUCGUAAAAAUCCUCAACGUAACGCCGUGACACAAAGUAGACAGACCGCUCUCUCCACGACCACAUGGCCACAGCCUCAGGGGUCAAACCCUCCUAACCCCUAUUUCCUCCCAUGUUUAGAUCUGCCCAUGUGCAAACCUUGCAAUGCUAGAAAAAAAACGGUCUAUUUCAACAGCCUUCUCUUUCACGCUCGCAUCGACCACACAUAGCUCUUACUGUCUCCCUUCCUUUGCUUUGUCAGCUGCUUGCAUGGAAUAGGGUUGUGUGUAUGUUUGUGUUUAUCUCCCUGUGUCAUAUUGGCCGUAAACGGAGAGAAUCAUAGCUGGCAACUAUUUUAUUCCUUUUUAAAUGUUUGUUUUCAACAUUGGAUAUUUAUAUUUUUGUAAUAUAAAAGUGUGUGUCGUGUCAUUAUUGUUGAGAUGCCAGUUGAUAACAAAUGCAGGGAUUUUUAUGUCUAUUGAGAAAAACACUAUUACAGUUUAAUGUUUUUGAUCUGUAUAAAGUGCUUACUAAUGUUAAAUAGGAAAAAAAGAGUAUAUAACAUUUUCUCACUACAGGUCUCAUCAUAGCUCUUAGAGGAUUUUAAAAGGAAAAAAAAUCAAAUCAGUGGUUCUUGCAGACUUGGUUGGCAUGGAUGUAUGCUGUCUUUCAGUUACAAAGAUAAAUGUAUGCCAUAUAAUUUAUUUAUAUGAAAAUUUAUUUUUGUAGUGUACAUAGUAGUUGUCAAGGUAUUUGACAGAAGUAUAUUUUUAAAGAGUUUAUAUGUAAUGGUAUACCAUAACAGAACGAAAGGUGCACAAUUUCAUUGCUAAUUCUCUCGUGAGAUAACACCGACACCUCCCCUUCAGUAUUAUGUUCCGAUCCGUGGAGAGUCAGACUACUGUUCUCUGGGUUUGUCAAAGGCUAGCCAUGAAAGUAGAGAAUUGUACUAGCUCUCAAAAUAUUAAUGUUCAAACACUGAUAGAAUUCUAACAAAUAAAAAUAUUAUAACUUA
This is a messenger RNA of Synchiropus splendidus (mandarinfish), 7394 nucleotides long. RefSeq names its product patched 1 (gene ptch1). The transcript is spliced from 24 exons. Gene Ontology annotation, molecular function: smoothened binding; hedgehog receptor activity; hedgehog family protein binding. Gene Ontology annotation, cellular component: plasma membrane. Bases 392 to 5050 code for a protein of 1552 amino acids. Gene Ontology annotation, biological process: smoothened signaling pathway. The record is from RefSeq and is a predicted model, not a curated record. NCBI's taxonomy places the organism in Eukaryota, Metazoa, Chordata, Actinopteri, Syngnathiformes, Callionymidae.